This is a messenger RNA of Fonticula alba, 1091 nucleotides long. RefSeq lists its product as hypothetical. The record is from RefSeq and is a predicted model, not a curated record. The coding region runs from base 128 to 1036 and encodes 302 amino acids. Lineage: Eukaryota; Rotosphaerida; Fonticulaceae. The transcript is spliced from 4 exons.
CCGCUGCCCCCCCUCCCCCUCGCUUCAUCCCUCACACCUUCGGUCGCUGCCUCGCGCCCUAGCCCACCCCUCCCGGCCCCUUCCUGCUGCCGGUCCCAUUGCCGGCGCCACUUCGCCAGCGGCCGAAAUGCCCAACAACUCGGCCUUCGACGACUGGCUCGCCCUCCUGGAGGUGAUCAACGAACUGUCGGCGCAUGGCGACCCCAACAACCCGUCUUUCAAUCAGGCCACCGUCUUCGCCACCGGCCAGCUACCCACCUUCGCCAUCGAUCGCGCCUUCAACACGAUGUCCCACAACUCGCCGGAGAUCCAGCGCGACCUGAUGCACUAUGUCUUCGGCCACAUCAAGAAGCCGGGGCAAGAUCCCCGGGACUCGCUUUUCUCGAAGAUCGUCCUUUUUUUCGCCCUUCGCCGGAUGCUGGAUCUCCGCAAUCCGGACACCACGCUACUCAUCACGAAUCACCUUCAAUCGGACUUCCAAGAGAUCGCCAGGCAGCUGUGCCCGCCGGGAGUCCAUGUCAAGCUGAUUUCCGAGUGCUGCCGUGUUUUCUCGCAACUUUGCUCGCACGAGAAGAUCCUCUCUUUCCACGACAUCCUGGAGCUGGAUUUCGCCCUGCAGUGUCAUAACCCCCAAUAUCAGUCGCGAUUCAUCGCCGUCAUCGCUGAGAAGCAUUCCGAAUUCAACAAGAAAAUCCACGCCAAGCAUGAGCGGCAAAAAGCCAUGCGCGAGGGCUACACCCGGCGCCCGGAGGGGGACACCGUGGAGAAUGAGUUUGCCGAUAUCUGGGACUCCGUGGGAUCAGGGCUACCUGCCGACUCGUCUUCGGUGGCUGGGCUUCGCCACCAGCAGGACUUUUUGGCCGGGGUCCUGUCCGAGAACGGCCACCAUGGCUCCCCAGGUGGCAAAGCCGAGUUCCCGGCAGAGCACUUGGACUUCCUGCGAAGCAUGAAGCCCGGGCCGCCAGACGGCAUGGCCAACUUGCCAUCCAACCUCCACUCGUAUGUUCUGCUCAAGAUCCCAGGCCAGCCUGAGUGAUGCCUGACAAACGAGCACACAGAAAAAAUAGACCGGACAAACACACACACACACA